Messenger RNA from Physella acuta, 1524 nucleotides. RefSeq lists its product as uncharacterized. The record is from RefSeq and is a predicted model, not a curated record. Gene Ontology annotation, cellular component: membrane. Gene Ontology annotation, biological process: homophilic cell-cell adhesion. Gene Ontology annotation, molecular function: calcium ion binding. NCBI's taxonomy places the organism in Eukaryota, Metazoa, Mollusca, Gastropoda, Physidae.
AUGGCUGUCAAAGAGACAGCCCCGGUAGGAAAAACGUUGCUCAGUCUGAUCACGUGGUCACGAGACGAUGACGUCAACUUCUCCGUGAGAGAGAUCGAGGGAUUCAGCCUGACUUUUGCUGGAGCACCUGAUCAGGUGAAUGACAGCGAAAAAUUUCUCCAACUUACCAAUGUCUACAAUGGCGACAUCGCCUUGAAGGUCGGUCUGGAUUUUGAGGCGUUUCCUGCGGGACACAAAUUUCUUACUGCUGGCGUGGUAGUAAAGGAUACAUCUGGGCUGACAGGGGAAGCUACUCUAAGACUUGACGUGCUAGACGACGAUGAUUUGCCUCCCUUGUUCUACUACCCAGACUGUGAAGAGCCCUGCAGCCCCUUGUACCAGGCCAGCAUCAGCCCAAGCCAUGUUGGAGAAAUUGAAUCAAUAACACCUGGACCUAUAGCGGCUAAAGACGGGGACUCUCUCAACUACACGGUGACAUUCUCCCUUGUUGACGGACCCCCAAACUUUGAGAAGUGUUUGACCAUCAACAGCAGCACGGGUCAGAUGUACGUCAUUCAGGCCUUGGGUCAGUUCUACACGCAGAAGGAAAUACUGGUUGUUGUACAGGCGACAGAAACCUCCCCGCUACAGCACCAGACCAGGACGACCCUCCUGCUGGUGGUGGGGGAGGACCCUCCCACCUCUGGACUGACCACCCUCAUCCUCCUGCCCAUCACUCUAGUCCUCCUCCUGCUCGCUGUCGUGUGUGGGCUCUACUGGUGGAUGAAGAACAAGAGACCUUUCCUGCACCAGAUCGUCCCUGCCAUAAUGACCGGCACAGAAUCAACAGACCAAUGUAUCAGUACUGUCUCCGAGUAUUCCUACAUUGAUACCAUCUCCGUCCAUGACAGAAGAAAACAGGUCUCGUGUUCUAAACUCGUGGAGGAUUGGCCAGCAGAAUCCAGUACCCAGCAGACGCUGCACGUGAUGGAUCACAACAGUUCAAACGAAUCUUCCAGACCACGGCCUUCUGGGCUGGAUAUUUACGACCAGUUAGAAACCCCAGCAUCACGUGACGGCUCGUGGAGCAGGCAGACGUCCCCCGCCCCCAGCAAGUUCAGGCUGACCGUCGACCCUCCCCAGCCGUCAAGUUCAAGGUCGUCCCCCUACAGCCCGCUGAGGGACGAGGACGAGGGUAGCUCAGACUCGCACCGGGUCCAGCACAACAACCGCCACGCCCACCACCCACUUCCGGUUCCGCUGGCCGUCCAGGAACAGCGUCUGAGCAGUAUAGAUUUUAGGUUACAUCACGACGCGAGGGACGGGCCCAGGGGGGAGGCCCCCCGGAGCGGGGACUACGCCCCGGAUGUGUACGACGCCACGGCGGACUACCAGGAGCUGGAGGUGGAUGCUGGGUUCUACACUGACGUCAUCAAGCUCAAGCGUCAGAGGCACGUGACGGAGAUACCCUUGGAUACGCUGGAACCGCGGUACUGGACAACGGUCGAGGCGCUGGACUCGGCGGAGUCGGACAUCUAGUGAAGC